Messenger RNA from Tuber melanosporum (Perigord truffle), 3484 nucleotides. RefSeq lists its product as uncharacterized. Gene Ontology annotation, cellular component: nucleus; chromosome; chromatin. NCBI's taxonomy places the organism in Eukaryota, Fungi, Ascomycota, Pezizomycetes, Pezizales, Tuberaceae. Gene Ontology annotation, molecular function: histone H3K36 methyltransferase activity; protein binding. The coding region runs from base 449 to 3127 and encodes 892 amino acids. Gene Ontology annotation, biological process: regulation of DNA-templated transcription. The record is from RefSeq and is a predicted model, not a curated record. The transcript is spliced from 6 exons.
GAUCACAGAAACAACGGGGCUUGACCUGUUGUUAGUCUCUCCCUCCGUUGCCAGCUGACCUUUCUAUCGUCGAAUUCGCAGAGUCGCCCUCUCCUUUCGAUUGCUCACGAGAUUCAGAGCCGGCUCGGAGGCCAAAAAAUUAUCGCGGAUCGUUUCGAAAAUAAAAAGAGAAACCGUCCUUUGAGAGGAACAGGCACAGCCAAUUUACUUCGCAUAUUGCGAUCUUUGAACUGUUUGGUUUGGCUGGUUGUUUUUCUUCAAAGGGCUUGAGGUUUUUCUUUUCUUUUCUUGAGGGCAUUUCGUGGUCGGCGUGCUCCUCGAGCUUGGAGGAGUGACACCUGGGGCGGACGAGCCGACAGAACACCAUUCAACCACCGUCUCCCCCCACAACACAAAGACAACCACUCCAACUCCAACAACCACCACCACAUCUCGAGGACACAAAAAAAUGCUAGCGGGGACUAUAAACGGUUCACCAAGUCCAGGAAGUGAAGGAGUUAGGAAUAUACACCUUAGUGACUCGCCCAGAUGCGGUUCGGCAGGAGUGGGAAGGCACUCGAGGGUGACCGUCCCUGAUGAACUCAAGAUGAGGGCUAGUAGAGGCUCGUCGAAAGCAUCGUCUCGAGGAAACACGCCAUCGUCCCAGGGCAGUGAAGUGAGCGUUAAGCAGGGAAAUGGAACACCGCCUCGAAAAUCUCAGCGUGCAGCGCCUCAGAAAUCGGCCAGGAAACCGCCAACCCUUUUCACCGAUUAUCCUGACAGUACUCAAGAAGCGAUUUCGACAUUUUCUGUCAUCGAUGAAUGUAUCUACAGCACCAAAUCAAUUGGAGACUCCGGGCAGGAUGGUGAAGUCAUGUCUUGCGAGUGUAGAACAGAUUGGGAUGGCGAAUGCAAUCCUGCGUGUGGUGACAAUUCCGACUGCAUAAAUCGGAUGACAUCUAUGGAAUGCACUCAGGACGACCGCGCUUGCGGUCAGGAUUGUCAGAACCAGCGAUUUCAGCAGCGCCAAUAUGCCGACGUCUCUGUUAUUAAGACAGAGAAAAAAGGUUUUGGCCUCCGAGCGAAUUCCGACAUUUCGAUCAACACCUUUUUGUAUGAAUACGUAGGCGAGGUUAUUGACGAAAACAAGUUUCGCAGGAGGAUGGAAAAGUAUGAUUCGGAAGGAAUUAAACACUUCUAUUUCAUGUCCCUGGGAAAGAACGAGUUUAUCGACGCCACCAAGAAGGGAGGGCUUGCUCGGUUCUGCAAUCACUCGUGCAAUCCAAACUGUUUCAUUGAUAAGUGGGUUGUCGGGGAGAAGCUGCGAAUGGGCAUCUUCGCCAAACGAAACGUAAAGGCUGGCGAGGAGUUGGUGUUUGAUUACAAUGUCGACAGAUAUGGUGCGGAGCCGCAGACUUGUUAUUGUGGGGAGUUUAAUUGUCUUGGCUAUAUUGGAGGUAAAACCCAGACAGAUGGGGCUGCACCUAAGCUUUCACACCACAUCAUCGAGGCCUUAGGGCUGGAAGACAGUGAGGAAUGGUCGACCGCAACAGCAAAGAAGGGCCGACGUCUGAAGAAGACUGAUGGGGACGACGAAGACUAUGUCGAAAGUGUACAGUCAAAACCACUUGGCGAAGCGGAUGUUACGAAGGUCAUGUCUUCUCUAUUGCAUUGUAAAGAGAAGUGGAUAGUCAGCAAACUUCUCCACCGAAUCCAACUUAGUGAGGAUGAAGCCGUUCCAGCGCGCGUGGUGAAGAUGCAUGGCUAUCAGAUUAUGGGCAAAAUCCUUCACGACUACCAAUCGGAUGAGAACAUCGUAUUAAUGGCUCUCGACAUUUUAAUGAAGUUUCCUCGCAUCACCAAGAAUAAGAUUACAAGUUCUAAGAUUGAGCCGACGGUACAACAACUCAGCACCGCAGAUGAUCAACGUGUUCAGGAGGCAUCAAAGGCCCUCCUGGAAGUGUGGAGCAGUUUGGAGACCGGGUUCCGUAUCCCGAGGAGAAGUAAGGCGGACAUGGAGCGGACUAGGUCAAUGUACCAGGCCUAUGAGAGGGAGUCAAGUUCCAAAUCGAAGUCAAAUUCGCCGCAAUUGGAGAAACCGUUAACACCAAAUGGUCCAAGUCGACCGAGGCCGUUUACGAAAUCUGGCUUUCAGAACCAACCCCCUCGUGGACCCCGCGCAGAGCAGUUUCAGCGACACAACGACAAACCACGCAGGGAUAUACCGUGGGGCUGGCACAAGACGCAUACCGGUGACGGAAAACUCUACUAUUAUUCCAACGAUGGGAGAGCCCGCUGGGAUAUUCCACAAGAGCCAUCCUUACAGGCAAUUAUUGACGGCAUCACCCGCUCCCGUUCCACUGAAAAGAUGAAUAAGCAAGAACAGGAGCGCCUUAAAGAGGAAGAGAGGGUACGUCAAGCCGAAAAGGAAGCCGAUUCAAAGCGAGCAAAGGAAAUGCUCAAGGAGAAGGAGAAGGCUCAAAGAGAAGCAGAGAAAAUUAAGCCACCGAAAAUCUAUGAUAAUGAGAAAACCAAAAAGAUUCUUAUAAGAGCUUUCUCUACAGUUGUGGCGAAUGCCGUGAACAAAUAUGAAUCAGAAAUAGGCGGCAGAGAUCUUGUAAAGAAACACGCAAAGGAUAUCACCGAGCUCCUCGUUAAAAAAGAAAUGAAAGAUGGACGCCAGAUUGCCAACCCCCAUCUCCUCCUUGAGUCUGAUAGCAAGCGCCUAAAAGUCAAGGGAUUUGUCAAACCCUACAUCGAGAAGGUCAUCAGAAACAAGCAAUCUAUGGAUAAUCGCAAGCGGGAAAAACAGAAAGCUUCUUCCAGUAGCCAUAGACCGGAGUCUUCCUCUAGUUCCGAGAAGAAUAAAGAAGUUGCUUCAGAAUCUUCUUUCAUACCUCCUGCUGCGAUAAGUCCCAUGGCCGAUGGUGUCGAGACAAGCAUCGGCACACCAAUGGCUGGAACCACACCUCUCGCCACCCCCGGGAAGAGACGUCGGGACGAGAUAGGAGAGGCUAGUGGAAACCCUGACGUGGUGGCCGAGAACGAAGGAGGAGACCCCAAGAGACCGAGGCCUAGUCCUCCAAAGGAUGUGACUCCUCCUCCCCCCCCAACAGGCGUCACAGAGGUCACAUUUUCUAGUAGUUGAAGCGAAUUUUGGAGCAAUGAGAGAGGUGCCUACUUUUAUGAUGGAGAAGCAAGAGGAGCUUUUGUGAAUUUACGGGCACUUUCUGUGAUACUUCCCAUGUUUCUUUACGCCUCCUCUUGCUUAUUUUUUAUUUCACUGUAUUCUGGAUUGCUUGUUGGGUUCUUUUCUUUUCUUUUCCUUUUUUUUUUUUUUCCUUCACAUAUUUUACGGGCUUCAAGUUUUUCUUCACUUCAUGGGCUUCUACUUCAUUCAAAUAAUUUCAACCACAACACCAAUAACAUCCUCCUCCGCACUUAUCGGGUUUCUUCGUUUCUAGUAUUUCAGUUUUUCCUCCCUUUCACUUCUUAUGUAUUUUUA